AAAAGUUGUUGACGUUCAGUGUCCUUUUUCAGUUUUUGUAAGUACGUAUUGUUGGUAACGUUCGUGCGACGUGAAAAUUCAUAGUUUGAUAGAUAAUUUCUUCAAAAACAGUAUGGAGGAAAUGGACGUGGGAAACGAAGAGAGCAACGGUAAGAGUCUGCGCGAAAAUUUAGCGGACGACAAGGAGGACAAGUCCGAAUUGAUUGAAGAUGAAGCCCAUGAAAAUAUGGACGAUGAACCUGCUGACAACGAACUUGUUGACGACAAUCAGGAUGAAGAUGAUGAUGAAGAGGAUGCCGAUGAAGCUGAAGUUAAAGUUUUGUUAGCCACUCUUGCUGAGAAUCCAUACGACUAUACGACUCACGUAUCCCUCAUCAACAAGUUUAAAAAAAUGGGCGAAUUGGAACGAUUACGUACCGCCCGAGAGAAUAUGAGCUCUAAGUAUCCCUUGAGCCCUGAUCUCUGGCUAUCAUGGAUACAAGAUGAAAUUAAUCUAUCUACAACACCGGAACAGAAAGCUGAAGUAGUAAAUUUAUGCGAACGAGCUGUUAAGGAUUACCUUUCUGUAAAGGUAUGGUUGGAAUAUUUGCAGUUUAGUAUUGGUAAUAUGGGUACAGAGAAAGAUGCGGCAAAGAAUGUCAGACAAUUAUUUGAACGAGCAUUAACAGCUGUUGGGUUGCAUACUAUCAAAGGUGCAAUAAUAUGGGAAGCAUUUAGGGAAUUUGAAGUUGUUUUAUAUGCAUUGAUUGAUCCUUUAAAUCAAGCUGAAAGGAAAGAACAGUUGGAGCGUAUUGCAAACCUGUUCAAAAGACAACUGGCUUGUCCUCUUUUAGAUAUGGAAAAAACAUAUGAAGAGUAUGAAGCAUGGCAUUAUGGAGAUGGUGCUGAAGCUGUUAUUGAUGACAAAAUUGUUGCUGGUGGGUAUGAACGCGCACUUAAACAGCUUAACGUCCGUUUACCUUAUGAGGAGAAGAUUGUCUCUGCACAAAAUGAAAACGAACUACUAGAUUCGUAUAAAAUAUAUUUAUCAUAUGAAAAACAACAUGGAGACCCAGGGCGAAUUACUGUUCUAUAUGAGAGGGCAAUCACUGAUCUUAGUUUAGAAAUGUCGAUUUGGCUUGAUUAUCUUACAUAUUUAGAAGAAAAUAUCAAAAUUGAAUCUGUCUUGGAUCAAGUGUAUCAAAGAGCUUCAAGAAACGUCCCUUGGUGCGCAAAAAUGUGGCAGAAGUGGAUGCGAUCGUAUGAGAAAUGGGGAAAAACAACGUUAGAAGUACAAACGUUAUUAGAAAAUGCUUUAGCGGCCGGAUUUUCUACUGCAGAAGAUUAUCGAAAUUUGUGGAUAACAUAUUUGGAAUAUUUACGACGAAAAAUCGAUCGGUAUUCUACCGCGGAAAAAAAGCAAUUAGAAAUACUGCGCAAUGCUUUUAAUAGGGCUUGCGAACACUUGGCAAAAUCUUUUGGCUUGGAGGGAGAUCCCAAUUGUAUUAUACUACAAUACUGGGCAAGAACUGAAGCCAUACAUGCCGCUAACAUGGAAAAAUCUAGAACAUUAUGGGCCGACAUUUUAUCACAAGGACAUUCCGCGACAGCAUCUUACUGGUUAGAAUAUAUUUCGUUAGAAAGUUGUUAUGGAGAUACAAAAAAUUUAAGGAAAUUAUACCAGAAAGCAUUGGCCUCGGUGAAAGAUUGGCCAGAAAGCAUAGCAAAUGCUUGGAUGAAUUUCGAACGUGACGAAGGAAAACUGGAGCAAAUGGAACUUUGCGAGGCACGAACGAAAGAGAAAUUAGACAAGGUUGCUGAGGAAAGACAGAAAACGCAACAAACUUGCAGUCAUGAGUUAUCACCAUUACAAAGCAAAAAAACUCAUAAGAGAAAACAAGACGAUAUCGGUAAAUGGAAGAACCUAGGAGGCUCACCGACAAAGAUUACGAAAGUUGAAAUACAAACAAAACAAAAGUCAAAAGAAAGCCGACUAAACAUCGAAAAAAAAGUCGAUGCUGAUACUGAAGAGCAAAAAUCGAAAAUUGCUCCGCCACCUGGCUUCAAAGCACCGGAUAAUGAGCAAACAGAAGCAGACGCGCACGAAGUCGAUGACAAAAUCACUGUUUUCGUAAGUAAUUUAGACUACACUGCGACCGAGGAAGAAGUUAAAAAUGCUUUAGAACCGGCUGGACCGAUCACAAUGUUUAAAAUGAUACGAGAUUACAAAGGACGCAGUAAAGGAUUCUGUUACGUGCAAUUAAGCAACGCGGAAGCAGUUGAAAAAGCUUUGAAAUUGGACAGAACUCCCAUAGGAAGACGACCAAUGUUUGUUUCAAGAUGCAAUCCAAAUAGAACACGAGGAGCAGGAUUCAAAUAUAGUUGCACUCUUGAAAAGAAUAAACUUUUUGUUAAAGGACUUCCGGUAACGACAACAAAAGAGGAUCUAGAAGGCAUCUUCAAGGUUCAUGGGACAUUAAAGGAAGUCCGCGUUGUUACUUACCGCAAUGGUCAUUCCAAAGGACUGGCUUACGUUGAUUUCGAAGACGAAAAUAGUGCCGCGAAGGCACUCCUAGCCACCGAUGGGAUGAAAAUCGGUGAUAAAGUAAUUAGCGUAGCUAUAAGCCAACCACCUGAACGCAAAAAGGCUCCAAUGACCGACGAAAUGGUUACGGUCAAGUCUCUAGGUGGUACUACAGUAAGCAGAACUACAUUCGGUAUGCCAAAAACAUUAUUAUCUAUAAUACCUCGUACUGUAAAAAUCCCUGCUACUAACGGCAGUGCAAGUGUUUCUGGGAAUGGUGUCCCUCCAAAAAUGAAUAAUCAAGAUUUUAGAAAUAUGUUACUGAAUAAAAAAUAA
Habropoda laboriosa is the source of this 2839-nucleotide messenger RNA. RefSeq names its product squamous cell carcinoma antigen recognized by T-cells 3 (gene Rnp4F). The record is from RefSeq and is a predicted model, not a curated record. Lineage: Eukaryota; Metazoa; Arthropoda; Insecta; Hymenoptera; Apidae. Gene Ontology annotation, molecular function: protein binding; RNA binding. The transcript has 6 exons. Bases 113 to 2839 code for a protein of 908 amino acids. Gene Ontology annotation, biological process: RNA processing.